Molecule: messenger RNA, 771 nt
Organism: Phalaenopsis equestris
Lineage: Eukaryota; Viridiplantae; Streptophyta; Magnoliopsida; Asparagales; Orchidaceae
Exons: 1
Molecular function (GO): protein binding
Source: RefSeq, a predicted model, not a curated record
CUUCGUUAGUUACAGAGAACCAUGGCCAGCACCAAAUCCGCUAACUGGCACAUACAACAUAUUAGGAAGAAGAUGUUUCCUAAUAUAAGCACGCCCCUUCUUUAAUCUGCCCGCAUUAUGUUCUCAAACCAAACACGUCUUCGUUAGUUACAGAGAACCAUGGCCAGCACCAAAUCCGCUAACUGGCACAUACAACAUAUUAGGAAGAAGAUGUUUCCUAAUAUAAGCACGCCCCUUCUUUAAUCUGCCCGCAUUAUGUUCUCAAACCAAACAAGUCUUCGAUAGUUACAGAGAACCAUGGCCAACACCAAAUUCGCUAACUGGCACCUUCUUCCGGAAAAUCUCCUAAUCUCCAUCGCAGAGAAACUAUUCAUCGCCGACAUCAUCCGUCUCCGAGUCGUCUGCAAAGAUUGGGGAUGGUCACUCGGAUGGCCGCACAAAGGCUGGCCGACUCCACCUCGAUUGCGUGCAUCCUUCAUUCCCAUCCCCCCAUCGGUUCCAUGGCUUCUCCUUCCAAACAAGGAAGGCGAGGAUGCAGACUAUUGUUCCUUUCUCGACCUCUCCAACGGACAAGUCCGGCGAAUUCACCCCGUUCCGGAGAUUGCGGGGCGCCGUUGUGGCGGGGCUUCCCCGGACGGAUGGCUGGUGACCGUCGAUCUCGAACUUAAUCCUCGCGUGCUGAACCCUCUCACCCGAGAAGAGCUCCCUCUGCCUUCCCUCUUCUCCCUCUUCCCCUCUCCGGGUACGGUCCGUGUUCUUCGUGAUGUCGCC